Molecule: messenger RNA, 1961 nt
Organism: Gadus macrocephalus (Pacific cod)
Lineage: Eukaryota; Metazoa; Chordata; Actinopteri; Gadiformes; Gadidae
Product: carbohydrate sulfotransferase 11-like
Exons: 4
Coding region: 718-1758 (346 amino acids)
Biological process (GO): carbohydrate biosynthetic process; proteoglycan biosynthetic process
Cellular component (GO): membrane
Molecular function (GO): sulfotransferase activity
Source: RefSeq, a predicted model, not a curated record
CCAUUUAUCAUUAACCUAAAAAAUAUAUAAUAUAUAAUACAGCCUGUCAUAAACAUAUACAGUAUAUAUGUAGGCUAUCUUGCAAUCGUUGUAGUAAGCCUGUUUUGAAACUCUUUUCUCGUUUCAGUUGUGGUUGCCCAGGUGAUGACGUGGGGAUUCUACUCCACCGGUGUUACUACGGAGAUGAUGAAGACCCGAAACUAUGACGAUGAUAACCAUGAUGCAGGCAGUAUUGCUGACCUCAGACACGAAUAGAGGCUGACACCUGUCCGUGUGAGCGUGAGAUUACUCCUGUGCGCUUUGUCACAAAGUAACGGGGAAGUGGGCGUGACAUCAUGGCACCCUGCCCCGGUCCUGCUCCGAGGUGGGGGCGGUGCAGCAGGCUGUAGCUCUACACAAGUUUUCCGAGACCUCGAAAAAAGUAGCUGCUAGAUCGGGCCGGUCCUCCAUGAAGAGACAAAGAGCAGCAAACGAGAGCGAACCGACUUCUCGUUAGUUUGCAGCCGAACUCAUGGUCGUGAUGGUUUUUAAAUCACCCGCAGACCCGGAACACUUCAGCCCGGUUUAAGUAACGGUAAACCACGGAAUCCAGUUUGGUUUCUAAUUACUCCACCAGAUUGGAUUCGGUUUGUGGAGACACCGGCUCCUAGCUGUGAUUGACGGGGCGGUCUCGUGUCGAACCCGGGAUCGGGACGGACCGGGACCCGGUGACCCAGGAUGAGGAUGCCCCGCGGGGGACGCAUGGUCCUGGGCACAUGCCUCGGUUCGCUGGUCGCCCUUGUCCUCUACCUCCAGACCGUCACCAAGCCAGAUGUGGAGCCCAUCACCAGCACCGGCUCCACCUCCACCCACCCCCCCCUCGGGAGGAGCGGGAGAAACCCCCUGCGGUCCCUCUACAACGGAGACCAGGACUCUGACCAAUCGUACGCCCAGUCGGCGCUACGGGGCCGCCGCGAGCUGCUGGAGGAGGCGUGUCUUAGCCAGACCAGGAAGAGGCGAGUCCUGUCCCCGGACGACCUCCGACACCUCAUCGUGGACGACAAGCAUGGCCUCAUCUACUGCUACGUGCCCAAGGUGGCGUGCACCAACUGGAAGCGCGUGCUGAUGGUGCUGACGGGCGACGGCCGCUACUCGGACCCGCUGGCCAUCCCGGCCCACGAGGCCCACGUGGCGGGCAACCUGCGCACGCUCUCCGAGUUCCCGGCCGCCGAGAUCAACCGCCGGCUGCGCUCCUACCUCAAGUUCGUGUUCGUGCGGGAGCCCUUCGAGCGGCUGGUGUCGGCCUACCGCAACAAGUUCACGCGCAGCUACAACGAGGCCUUCCACAAGCGCUACGGCACCAAGAUCAUCCGCCGGCACCGGCCCGGCGCGCGGCCCGGCGCGGCGGAGGCCGGCGCCGACGUCUCCUUCCGGGAGUUCAUCCAGUACCUGGUGGACCCCCGCACGCAGCGCGAGGAGCCCCUGAACGAGCACUGGGAGCGGGUGCACUCGCUGUGCCACCCCUGCCUCAUCCACUACGACGUGGUGGGCAAGUACGAGACGCUGGAGCCCGACUCCCAGGCCGUCCUGGGGCUGGCGGGCGUCCAGGGCAGCGUGCGGUUCCCCUCCUCGGGGAAGAGCGCCCGCACCGACCGGGACAUGGCGGCGCGCUUCUUCCAGGACGUCAGCCCCUUCCUGCAGAAGAAGCUGGUCAACAUGUACCGCAUGGACUUCCUGCUGUUCAACUACUCCAUGCCGCGGUACCUCCGCACGCCCUGAGGAACACCGGGGAGGAUCAGGGGAACCCGGCACUUUGUUCACGUCUCUCGGGCGUUCCUCCCGCCCGUACUCGCUGUAAAGGAGGUUAAAGACUGAGGCCCUCUGGUUGGGUUCCUUGGCGAGGGGAAUCCAUUUUGUGCCGACUGGACGGACUGACGGACAGAGGAAGGGACAGGCUUUGGUUCUGUUGCUUCGCCCGCUCG